AUGAGUGCACCCUCUAUCGCUUCCCAGAAGGAUGUCAGCUGCCAACCGAAUGUAGCUAUCGCGAAGGAGGCGAGGCACUAUGUCGACCACCGACCUCCCUACCCAGAAUCAAUGUGGAAUCUCUGGACAAGCUACCAUGAUGGGCCUCUUCAAACUGUCCACGACAUAGGCUCUGGUAGUGGUAAUGGCGCAGAUGGACUACUUAUGCACGUAAAGACGCCUAUGAAGCAUGUCGUGUUGACGGAGCCGCGGGAAAUAAACAUACAGGACUGCCGCGCGCGGUUCAGAGACCGUUUUCCCGGUACCGAGUUCACCUAUCGCAUUUGUGGCGGUGAAGAUCCUUGGGAAACUCCCGCCGGCUUGGGAGCUGUCGACUUCGUAAUGGCAUGCGAAUCUUUGCACUGGACCAUUAUCGAGCCUACACUUCAAAAUGUAGCAAAGAGUCUCCGCAAAGGCGGUACAUUUGCGGCUGUCGUCUACGGGCCCUUUCCCGGUAUUGCCAACAACCAAAAAGCGAACGAAGCAUUCAAAGAAUUUAUCGGCGAACAUGCUGCUCACCUAUUGAAGCAAGACUGGCUGAACGAAAACUGGAAGAGGGCAGCAAGGCAAAUGUUUCACGGCAUGGACUGUGUGCCACUCAGGGACGAUGUUUGGCAGGAUGUCAAACGUAUCGAGAUAAACUGUCGGGAUGGUUGGUAUGCCAGAGACUAUGAACCUAUCAAAGGCACUGCGGAUUCUGUUACUCAUCUGGGGCCUUUUGAAAAGAUUUCUGUGGAUGACAAUGCGGACUGGCAAAUUUCGGCUUCGACUGAGUGGUUGAGGGAAUCACUGAAUUCAAUGCGCUUUGGAUUUACUGAAAAGUCAUGGGAAUCUUCAAAGUGGCUGGAAAUGGAGCAAUCUGUGGGCAACAUGCCACUUGAGCUACAAUGGCAAGUUCAAAUGAUUCUUGCGAGGAAGAAGAACUGA
Molecule: messenger RNA, 966 nt
Organism: Colletotrichum truncatum
Lineage: Eukaryota; Fungi; Ascomycota; Sordariomycetes; Glomerellales; Glomerellaceae
Product: yhr209w-like protein
Molecular function (GO): S-adenosylmethionine-dependent methyltransferase activity
Source: RefSeq, a predicted model, not a curated record